Myotis davidii is the source of this 6147-nucleotide messenger RNA. RefSeq lists its product as uncharacterized. The record is from RefSeq and is a predicted model, not a curated record. Gene Ontology annotation, molecular function: RNA polymerase II cis-regulatory region sequence-specific DNA binding; DNA-binding transcription factor activity, RNA polymerase II-specific. The transcript has 11 exons. Gene Ontology annotation, biological process: regulation of transcription by RNA polymerase II. The coding region runs from base 179 to 3847 and encodes 1222 amino acids. NCBI's taxonomy places the organism in Eukaryota, Metazoa, Chordata, Mammalia, Chiroptera, Vespertilionidae.
CUCGUCUCCCGACGUCGCUCUGCCCAUCGGUUUCUCCCGGACGCGGGCUUCGCGGGGUCGCGGGGGAUGUUUAUGAGCUCGAAGCUAGUGAGACGUUUAAAAGCGGCCGAGGACCUGGAGUGCGGGCUGUUUCCCACGGGUGCGAAGCGAGGAGACACCGGCGGCCUUUCCGCGGGAGAUGCCGGGGGUGCAGCCGCCGCUCGGCCGGGGAGCUGGAGGGCGAGCCGGGCCCUCGGCCACCGCGCUGAGUGACUCGACGCCCCGGAAGCAUCACCUCGUCCAGGGACCGGGCCGGGCCGGUCUCAGCCGCGCAGGAGAGCUCUUGAAACUAAAAAACCCUUCACAAGGCAGAAGUGGGCUUUGUGAUCAUUCAUUCUAUCCCAAGAUGACGACAGAAUCCCAGAGAGCUGCAGCUCAGAACCCUCCGGAGGAUGAAGGGCUUCUGAGAGUGAAGGUGGAGGAGGAAGAUUUUGUCUGGGGGCAGGACGCUGGCUCGGGGAGAAGUGAUUUUCUCAAGCAGGAGCUGUGCCGGCAGCUGUUCAGGCAUUUCAGCUACCACGACGCACCUGGGCCCCGCCAGGCACUGCACCGGCUCCGUGAGCUCUGCGGGCUGUGGCUGCAGCCCGAGACGCACAGCAAGGAGCAGAUGCUGGAGCUGCUGGUGCUGGAGCAGCUUCUGAGCAUCCUGCCCGCGGAGCUGCAGGCCCUGGUGCGAGAGCAGCGCCCGCAGAGCGGGGAGGAGGUGGUGGCCGUGCUGGAAGACAAGAGAGCCAGCGGUGAAGCAGUGCUCCAGGUUCCAGUCCCUGGACAGGGACAGGAAAUAUUCAGGAGGAAGGUUGCAUCUCCUGGACCAGCAUUUACUGACCAGCUCCCGCCGGUGGACACCGAGGACCUUCAGGUUUCUUCAGAACCCGCUCUCCCACUGAACUUGGGUCAUGAGAGUGAAAACAACGUGUCUCUGUCAAGUCUUGACGUUCAUGAAAACACAGGCUCACAGAGAAUUGUGUCAGGACGACCUUCGACAUUUGCCUCAGAGGAGUCUGCUGAGCCUUGGGACGUCUCCAAGUCUGCGGGCCGGGUAAAGCGGCAACAGGAAAACGAGCCUGGGGAGUCUCAGAGACCAUCGUCUGCUCAGGAUGGAGGCUUUAGCAAAAUCCUCACCCACAAAAAUAUACUUUCAGGUGAAAUAAUAAGUCACAAUGGAUGUGACAGAUGCAUAAACCUGAACCCAAGUGAAUUCACACACCACAGAUCUUGUAAACACAGUACCUAUGACCAAAGUCUCCAGUGGAAUUCGGGUUUUAUUAUGCAUCAAAACAUUUACGUUGGAGAAAAAACUCCCCGUGGAAAAUCUCUCAAGCACUCAAACCUUAUUAAACAGACAGCAGUUUUCAGCGGAGAAAAACCCCAUCAAUGUAGUGAGUGUGGGAAAGCUUUCAGGCACAGCUCAAAGCUUACCAGACACCAGAAAACCCACACUGGAGAGAGACCCUAUGAGUGCAACGAGUGUGGCAAAGGCUUUGGCGGGAGAUCAGAUCUCACUAGACACCAGAGAGUCCACUCUGGGGAGAGACCCUUUGAAUGCAAAGAAUGUGGAAGAGCCUUCAGCCUGAACUCACACCUCAUCCUGCAUCAGAGAAUCCACACCAGAGAGAAACCCUAUGUGUGCAGUGAAUGUGGGAAAACCUUCAGGGUGAGCUCACACCUCAUUCGACACCGGAGAGUCCACACUGGCGAGAAGCCCUAUGCGUGCAGCGAGUGCGGGAGAGCCUUCAGUCAGAGCUCGCACCUCAGCCAACAUCGGAGAAUUCACAAGAGGGAAAGCCUAUUCAUGGGGCACCAUCCCGAGACCGGGGCGCAGGCGGUGGCUGUGCUGGAGGAUCUGGAGAGGGAGCUCGAUGAGCCGCCGGAGCCGGUGGCGAGGGAGUGGCCGGCAGAGGUCCUGGCCAAGUCAGAAAUACAGGAGACACUUCUGGACAAGUUGGCCCCCUUGGGACAGCUACAUGAGUCCCUGGCUGUCCAGCUCUCCCUUGAGAAGAUCCAGCAGGAGCCCCAAAGGAAUGAAGAUAAAGAAGGUGGUGGAAGCAAGUCUCCUCAUCUUUCCAGGCCCUACAUGGCUGCAGAAUCAAGCAAGUCUUUAGCCCCAUCUCCAUCCAACCAGGCCCCUGAAGAGGACCUUGUCAUUGUCAAGGUUGAGGAGGAUCAUGGUUGGGACCAGGAAUCCAGUCCACAUGAACACAACCCUCCUGGCCAGGAGCUAUUCCGCCUGCGAUUCAGGAAGCUGUGCUACCAGGAGACACAAGGACCCCGAGAAGCUCUGAUCCAACUCCGGGCACUUUGCCAUCAGUGGCUGAGGCCAGAUUUGAAGAGCAAGGAGCAGAUCCUGGAGCUGCUGGUGCUGGAGCAGUUCCUGAGCAUCCUGCCCCCGGAGCUGCAGGCCCUGGUGAAGGAACAUCGGCUGGAGAGUGGGGAGGAGGUGGUGACCCUAUUGGAGGAUCUGGAGAGGCAGAUUGACAUCCUAGGACGGCCAGUCCCGGCUCGUGCACAUGGUCACAGGGUCCUGUGGGAGGAGGUGGUGCACUCGGAACCCGCACUAGAGCCUCCAGACGCAACGCUUCAGCCUCCAGCAACCCGGCACAUAGCUCCUGGGCUCCACGGGCCCCGAGACAGAGCUGUAUCUGCUUCUCAUAGUCCCACCCCUUCCCAGAAAGGAAGUCCUGGAGACCAGAUGGCUGCGUCACUUCUAACAGCAGGGUUCCAGACUUUGGAGAAGAUUGAAGACAUGGCCGUGUCCCUGAUUCGAGAGGAGUGGCUUCUUAAUCCGUCACAGAAGGAUCUGAAGGGAGAUGACAAGCAAGAGAGUCACAGAAGCAUGUUCUCCCUGGGUGGUGAAACCAGGAAUGAGAACAAGGAAUUAGCUUUAAAACAGGUAAUAUCUACCGGAGCCCAACUACAUGGAGAGACAGCUGCGAAAUGCAAUGGUGAUAUUAUCGGGGGUCUUGAGCGUGGAGAAGCCCAAGACCUUCUGGGCAGAUUAGAGAGGCAGCGGGGGAAUCCCACCCAGGAGAGACGACAUAAAUGUGAUGAAUGUGGAAAGAGCUUUGCUCAGAGCUCAGGCCUUGUUCGCCACUGGAGAAUCCACACUGGGGAGAAACCCUAUCAGUGUAAUGUGUGUGGGAAAGCCUUCAGUUACAGGUCAGCCCUUCUUUCCCAUCAGGAUAUCCACAACAAAGUAAAACGCUAUCACUGUAAGGAGUGUGGCAAAGCCUUCAGUCAAAACACAGGCCUGAUCCUGCACCAGAGAAUCCACACUGGGGAAAAGCCAUAUCAGUGCAACCAGUGUGGGAAGGCAUUCAGUCAGAGUGCGGGCCUCAUUCUGCACCAGAGAAUCCACAGUGGGGAGAGACCCUAUGAAUGUAAUGAGUGUGGGAAAGCCUUCAGUCAUAGCUCACAUCUCAUUGGACAUCAGAGAAUCCACACUGGGGAGAAGCCCUAUGAGUGUGAUGAGUGUGGGAAAACCUUCAGGCGGAGCUCACAUCUUAUUGGCCAUCAGAGAAGCCACACUGGGGAAAAACCCUACAAAUGCAAUGAGUGUGGGAGGGCCUUUAGUCAGAAGUCAGGCCUUAUUGAGCAUCAGAGAAUCCACACUGGAGAGAGACCCUAUAAAUGCACAGAAUGUGGGAAAGCUUUCAAUGGGAACACUGGCCUCAUUCAGCAUCUGAGAAUUCAUACAGGGGAGAAGCCCUAUCAAUGCAACGAGUGUGGGAAAGCUUUUAUUCAGAGGUCCAGUCUCAUUCGACAUCAGAGAAUCCACACUGCAGAAAAAUCUGAGACCAUAGGAGUUUAGGGGAAAACUUGAGUCAUAGUUUGGGCAUUAUUCCACAGUAAAGGAACCACAUGCUGGUGAGAGGUCUUUCAGUGUAGUAAAAAGGCAGAAAGUUUGUCAUCAUUGUGACCUGAUGCAGGGUCGGAAUCAAUAGCGGGGGCAGUUAGAAUAGCUCUUGAGUAGUUUUGGCCCAGUGCCUCAAUGCAGGUGGAUUAGCUUGACUGUUUUGGGAGGUGUCUGAUGGCCCAGCGUACCCCUUAGAAACUUAAAGAGUGAGUUGCUUGUGGCUUGAGGCACCUAACACCAAACUUUGUCUUCUGUGUGAGUAGCUGUAGAUUCAAGUCAGGCUGCUCCUGGCUCCUCUGCUUCCUCCCACCUCUGUGACCCCCUUUUUGGUUAGUCACUCAGAGGGGCAUGUGUGUGCUCUUCUUCCUAGGAAGCUUGCUGUAGAGUGCGCAGCAGCCUCUGUGAGACUUAGAUGUGCAUUUAGCUUUCUAAGAAUCUAGUUCUAGGUAAAAUUUUUAUAGACAGGUUUUCAAGCUUAGGUGUGCAUUUUUUUGUAAUGUUCUUGGUUAAUCAGUGAAAUUCAUAUUCCCACUCAUACUCAGAAUGCUAUAUUUUUAACAGUACUCCAGCAUUUUUCUCCACAUGUCACCUUCACUGACUCCACUCAGUUACUGAACACCAGAAGUGUCCUCCACCCCAAGCCCCAGGCCCUGAGUCAGGCAAGGAAGUGCUGCAUUAGUGAUGGUUGGGGGACUGUGCACAGGAAGGUGAGUGCAGACAGUCCAACUGCUCUUGAGCUUGGAUGGUUGCCCCUUGUGGUGACAUCUGGCUCUCCUUUCCACCUCCCCACUGCACGCUGUGGUAGACGGGUGCUUUACACCAUUCUAGUUAUGGUGUCACAUGGGAGAAGGUGCACUCAUCCCUCUAGCCCGUCUCAGUGCUGCUCUCACAGGUCCUGACUAGGGGAACCUUGUUACCACCCUGGACCCCCUUUGGUGGCCAGCACCUCACACGCCUCUUGCCAUUAGCUUACAUUUCACAGCUGUGAUCUCUCAAGUACCUCGCUUCACAGUUGCUCGUUUUUCUUAAUUUGGGUGCACACUCCAUCUGUCUUCCAGCAAAGACCACAGUAAAGUCAUCGUCACCAGGACAUUUCAUCUUGGAGGCUAACUUAAAGUAACAUCAGAGUUCACACAUCCACACGGGCUGUCUUUCAGUUGUGUGGUUGUAACUGUUUUAGUAGUGUUAUCACUGCAAUAAGCAUUCCUUCAGGUAUUCUCGUUAGAUAAACCACAUGGGAAAACUCUUUAUUACUCUUGAGUCACAUCUCGUUUUUUACUUUGAUUACUGAGAUGGCCUCAGAGUCACCAUUUGAUAAUGUCAUGCCUUUUUUAGUUUUUAUCCUUGAUCUGUAUUUCUACUGUACUGUGGAACUUACCUUGUAUCUCAGAAAUUCUCUUCUCCUUUGGCUUGUGGGACACUUCUUGGCCAUUUUUUUCCAAUUUCUAGCUUUUCUCUAUUUUUCUCCUGCCCACUGAACAUAUUCACUAGCUUUUCUGUUCUCACUCUAGUUUAUCCAUUUUGAUUGUCAGUAACCAUAUUUCCCACUGUCUCCCAACACAACUUGAUCUUUGAAAACAGAACUCAUCACUCUUUGUCCCCCAAAUACCAUUUUCCUUUUCACAUAUAUAGGCACCAUUACUUAAUUUCUUUAUCCUGAUUAGACUCACUAUCCUUUGUUUUCUUUUUUUCUAUUAAUCCUCACCUAAGGAUAUUUUUCCAUUGAUUUUUAUAGUGUGACAGGGAAGAGGAGAGACAGAGAGAGAAAAACAUCAGUGUGAAGGAAACAGAUCAAUUGGUCGCCUUCCACAUGAACCCCGAGGAUUGAGCCUGCAACCUUUGACCGAAAUCAAACCCAGCAGCCCUCAAUCUGUGGGCUGAUGCUCUAUUUACUGAUCCAAACCGGCUAGGGCUAUGUUUCUUAUCACAAUCUUGUAGGUGUCUUGUUCUGGUCUCCAUUCUACAUGUCCAAAAUCUUGCUAAGUUGUUCCAGUUCUAACUUUUAUCCUGAGGCUGCACAAUUACAGAUGGACAUUUAUGGUGACAGUAAUAAGUUCAUCUACAGCAUAAAAUGUGUAAAACCUUCCAUUUCUGACAUUUUCUCAUAGGAGUUUUUUCAGAUCUGUAUUAUCUGGGGCCCAGUUUAUUGCAAUUCUUUCUUUCUAGUGUCCCUGCUCUUCAAGAUCUGCAUCUUGUAGGCAUCCAAGACGAUCUUUUUGAAACUCCAUUUUCAUUGUCUUAUUUUCACUCAAGAA